CAUUGGAGCCGCUACCAUGACUGUGGGCAAGAGCAGCAAGAUGUUGCUGCACAUUGACCACAGGAUGAGAUGCAUCCUGCAAGAUGGCCGGAUCUUCAUUGGGACCUUCAAAGCUUUUGACAAGAAUAUGAAUUUGAUCUUCUGUGACUGUGAUGAGUUCAGGAAGAUCAAGCCAAAGAACUCCAAACAAGCAGAAAGGGAAGAGAAGCGAGUCCUUGGUUUGGUGUUACUUCGAGGGAAGAACCUGGUUUCUAUGACAGUAGAAGCACCACCUCCCAAAGAUACUGGCAUUGCUCCACUGCCACUUGCUGGAGCUGCUGGGGGCCCAGGAAUCGGUAGGGCUACUGGCAGAGGAAUCUCAGCUGGUGCUUCCAUGCCCCAGGCUCCUGCAGGACUUGCUGGGCCAGUGCGUGGGGUUUGUGGGCCAUCCCAGCAGAUGAUGACACCACAAGGAAGAGGCACUGUUGCAGCUGCUGCAGCUGCAGCCACAGCCAGUAUUGCAGGAGCCCCAACUUGGUACCCACCAGGUCGUGGAGGUCCUCUCCCACCUAUGGGCCGAGGAGCACCUCUUCCAGGUAUGAUGGGCCCACCUCCUGGCAUGAGGCCUCCCAUGGAUCCCCCAAUGGGGAUCCCUCCUGGCCGAGGAACUCCAAUGGGCAUACCCCCUCUUGGGAUGCGGCUCCCUCCACCAGGGAUGUGA
Nannospalax galili (Upper Galilee mountains blind mole rat) is the source of this 700-nucleotide messenger RNA. Its product is annotated as small nuclear ribonucleoprotein-associated protein B-like. Gene Ontology annotation, biological process: mRNA splicing, via spliceosome. Lineage: Eukaryota; Metazoa; Chordata; Mammalia; Rodentia; Spalacidae. Gene Ontology annotation, molecular function: RNA binding. Gene Ontology annotation, cellular component: cytoplasm; U5 snRNP; U2-type prespliceosome. Bases 17 to 700 code for a protein of 227 amino acids. The record is from RefSeq and is a predicted model, not a curated record. The transcript has a single exon.